AUGGACACCGAUGAUGGUGAAUCUUCCAGCAGUGGACCUAUGUCGAGUCUGAAUAGCCUUUUCUCCUUCACAAGUCCCGCAGUAAAGAAAUUGCUCGGUUGGAAACAGGGUGACGAGGAAGAAAAAUGGGCAGAGAAGGCCGUAGACAGUCUGGUGAAGAAAUUAAAGAAAAGAAAAGGUGCUAUUGAGGAACUUGAGAGAGCUCUGUCUUGUCCAGGAACACCAUCAAAAUGUGUCACUAUCCCCCGGUCACUUGAUGGACGAUUACAGGUAUCCCACCGGAAGGGGCUCCCGCACGUGAUAUACUGCAGGGUGUGGCGCUGGCCCGACCUGCAGAGCCACCACGAGCUGAAACCGCUCGAGAUCUGCCAGUACCCGUUCAGCGCCAAGCAGAAGGAGGUGUGCAUCAACCCGUACCACUACAAGAGGGUCGAGAGCCCGGUGCUGCCGCCCGUUCUGGUGCCCCGGCACUCGGAGUUCGCCCCGGGCCACUCGCUGCUGCCCUUCCAGAGGACGGCCGAGCCGGCGAUGCCCCACAACGUGUCCUACUCCGGCUCGGGCUUCCCGCCGUCCGCCUCCUCGGAGCUGCCCGACACCCCCCCGCCCGCCUACUCGCCCCCCUCGGACGAGACGGAGCCCCCCGGCGAGGUGGCGCCCGUCUCCUACCAGGAGCCCCUCUACUGGGCCUCCGUCGCCUACUACGAGCUGAACUGCCGCGUGGGCGAGGUGUUCCACUGCAACUCGCACUCGGUCGUGGUGGACGGCUUCACCGACCCCUCGAACAACAGCGACCGCUUCUGCCUCGGCCAGCUGAGCAACGUGAACCGCAACUCGACGAUAGAGAACACGCGUCGGCACAUCGGCAAGGGCGUGCACCUGUACUACGUGGGCGGCGAGGUGUACGCCGAGUGCCUGUCCGACGCGGCGAUCUUCGUUCAGAGCCGCAACUGCAACCACCACCACGGCUUCCACCCGUCCACCGUGUGCAAGAUCCCGCCCGGCUGCUCGCUGAAGAUCUUCAACAACCGCGAGUUCGCGCAGCUGCUCUCGCAGAGCGUCAACCACGGCUUCGAGGCGGUGUACGAGCUGACCAAGAUGUGCACCAUACGGAUGUCCUUCGUGAAGGGCUGGGGCGCGGAGUACCACCGCCAGGACGUGACGUCGACGCCCUGCUGGAUCGAGAUCCACCUGCACGGGCCGCUGCAGUGGCUCGACAAGGUGCUCACGCAGAUGGGCUCGCCGCACAACGCGAUCUCCUCGGUGUCC
Messenger RNA from Iphiclides podalirius (scarce swallowtail), 1266 nucleotides. NCBI's taxonomy places the organism in Eukaryota, Metazoa, Arthropoda, Insecta, Lepidoptera, Papilionidae. The record is from the annotation of a GenBank genome assembly.